CGAGAACCACAACCUCUUUUUUCCUUGCGAAAACAACACCCAAUAUGGAGAAUGUUUUUCACAAGUAGGGAAGAUUCGAAGCAUCAUGAGCCAAUUAUACCAAAUCUAUAACCAUGCGAGGACCAGCCCCGGUGCCGCGACGUCCAGUUUCGCUGGGUCGUUUUUUCGGUGUAACUACUAAACAUUUUCAUUUGAUGCCCUGCUCCUGACCCUGAGCACACCACAAAAGAUGGCCGAGGCGGAAUGUAUUUACAAGUCCCACCUCGUGGAGGGCGGGAUGUCGCAGCACACCCGCCAGAUACGGUUCGACCAAGUUGUGCUGCUGAAAAAGAUAGUAAUUCUAAAUCGGAACGACUCUGUGCUCGACCGCGGCAUCGAGUUUGUUGGGCAAACGCACCCCCUCGUGAAGCCAAACCGGUUGCAAAUAUGGGUGAAGGAGGACACCCCGCCCGAGCAAACGCAAAAUGCUCGGGUAGGCGGGUCACCCAAGCAGAAGAAAAACCCAGCCAGCCACGGCAGCCUCUUCACCGCACUCGAAGGUAAGCAAAGCGCCGCGCCUGCGCCGACCGGGUACCGCGGGAAAGGGGGCAAGGGUACUAAUCAUGUUUUUUUUUGCACAGUGUGCGGUUUGUUUCCUCGAGCUGUAUCUAUCGAGAACAAGAACACGGCGAAUAAGUGGUGCCCUGACAAUUGUUUGAUGUUGAUGUUGCGCAUUCUAUUAAUUUUUGAAAUCCAACAACGAAUCGGAACCCGGCAGGUGACGUGGGCAUUGUGUACACAUGUCCCGGGAGGAAGGUGGAGGUCGAUUCCCUAGUGUUGCAAGGCGAGUUCACGAAGUUGUCGUUGAUGAUCUUCGCCGUGCCGCUGAACCGCAAGUCGAUGAGCUACGAGGACCGCAAGCCGAAACUGCAGUACAAGUGUCUCCGGCAACCGUUACCGCCGGAGGGGCUCGACGUGGAACCGUCCUCCGGGAACAGCCAGUUCUUCGCCGGGGCCGAGUGGGCCCUGCCCGACGCUGCCUUGUUCCGACCCGUGGAAGCUGUCUCCGGGCCGGAUCCAGCCAAGGUGAAGCACACGGAAGCGACCGUCAGCAGCUGUCUGCAGCGGCUGCUGGAGACCGGCCUCGCGGGCGUGCUUCCGGUCUGCAAUUUUUUGCUCAAGGGCGAAAAGAGCAAAGAUUUCCUACCUGCGGACGUCACCACUGCUCUCGCAUCCGGGGCUUUGGAAAGUAUACCAGAUGCGGGGUUUUGCUUUCUCGAACGUAAACCCGACCUGCAACGCGCCUGCGCCAAGAUCCUGUGGACGCAGAUUCUCAGAAAUCGUGCGGACCAAGCGAUCGUUCUGGAGUUCAUGGCCAAUGUGCUCGCAAAAGAUCCGAGGUUUGCGGAGAAUCUCUGCAAGGAUUCCCUCUUUCUGCCGGUCAUGAGCAACGCCCACCGGUCCACCAUCACAAGGUGCAGUCAGGGCGCCGGACACCUGCGCGGCAGGAAGCGAAGACGAAUCAUGCGCGCCGCAAAUAACGCGGGUGCCGGUCUCGUAGUACCCGCACAUAACAACAGCGCGUACGUGACCGACCUAGGACGGGCCGGCAGUUGUUCCUCGGGCGCCGAUAGCGACGGGGGGACACAACAUCAAAUUGCGAAGGCGGCCGCGCGACUAGCAUUUACGCACGUGGAGUUUCGCAAUCACGGAAAUUUCAAGAAGAAAGUGUUGCUGGAGCGGCUGCUGCAGAACAAAAACGUUGUUGCGGUGUUUGCGCGAUGGCACGACGACCGCGCAAAGAGCGUUCCCACACUUCUGCCAGCGUCCGACCACGAUGAGGAGUUUCUUUGGGGCUACUACCCGAGGUCACAGUUCGAAAGUCGCGUGAAGGUGUGGAAGGCGCUCCACCAGCUCGAAGUUGCGCUCGCGGAAGUGGAUGAAAGUGGUACAACAAGAACCGACACGACGACGACACAACAAGAAAGCGCGCAGCUCUCAGCAAGAACGAAGGCUCGUGCGGCCGCGCUUAAAAACCUCCUGGAUGUGCUGGCCCACGUAACGAGUUUUUUCAAGCAGGCGCGCGAGGGCAGUACGGAGGUGGUAUCCUCCUCCUGGUCAACAUCGUCUGGCCAAAAAACCGCAGUAGAGAGGCGGAGCGUACCGGAUGCCGUGCAGUUCCUCUUGCGUGAAUUCGCCUUUCCGUCUUUGUUACAGCGCGCAUACUUCGUGAACCCGGUCGCGACCGCGCGGGUGAUUUACCUGCUGCUUACCUGUCGCGGUGGCGCAACGGCGCUAGCGCUUCACGAGCAGUCCUCCUCGCUGCGGGGAGCACUGAGUACGCCGGAGCUGAAAACCGCGGACCAGCUGCAGCGGCUUCUCGAGACCUCGGUGGACGAGCUACCAUUAUUCGCUGAGGUGUUCCUACCGAAGGACAGCGAGGAAGAGGAACACGGUUCUGUGGCUGCCACGUGGUCCGUGCAGUCACAGCGGCUGGUGCGGAGUUUACCACUGCUGGUUGCCGCACAUGGCUUCGCGGAACUGGUGAUGCAGAAAUUUGUCGAGGAGGCAAAUAGCAACCGCAACGUGCUUCACUCCAAAAAGCUCGCGCAACUGGCGAAGCUGCUGCACGACGCCGCCGCUUUUCCGCUCGGGAGAUUUGUGGUCUUUCGUGCCGCGAUGCUCGGGGGUAGUAGUAGUCACACGAGCAGACCUGCUCCGGGGCAGCAAUUGUCCUACAGCAGCAAUCCGAACGCCAGCCCGUUCCAGGUUUUGUUAGACUGCCUGGAGGAGUCGGUGGAGGCGGUGCAAAAGGCGCCCGAGCGAACGUUUUUUCCGCUGCCGCGGUUUCUCACCGCUCUUCUGCACCGUUUCCUCGUGUCUUCUGCACCGGCCGCCGCGGAGGAUGACGAAGUGCUGAUUCUGCAGUGCGCGCAGCGGUAUGGGAGAAACAUCCUGCAAAUCGCAUCUCUGCUGCAGCAGAACAUCACCCACCACCCUCGGCUGGACGUCGAGAGCGCCGAGCAAGAGCAGACGGAGAAGCUGCGGGUGAUGGUGCAAGGCGGCCGGCGGGAGAUGGACAGCUUUUUUGACCAACAGGUGGCCGAGUUGCAAACCCAGCUGCACGUGUUUCGUCGCGACACGGAAUACCCCCGCGCGGAGUCGGUGCUCUCCCACGUGGAACAAUUUGGCGGCGUGGCGCCCGGGGAGGCAGCCGCGCAAGCGCAGAGCGCCACAACUUUGAACGACAAUUCUACCACGCCCCUCUAUGACUGGGAUUUCAAGCGGCUCACGUCCACCGAUACGCACCACUACUUCAAGAAGUGCCUUAAGCAGCUCGGGUUCGCGGCGCACCGCUGCAAGAGCGUGGACAUUGUUGAAGUGCAGUAUCCGGAUUCAGCCGCCGCUGUUGCUGCCGAUGCGAAAGGUAGUGGCGGAACAUCAGCUGCCGCUGGAACUGCUACCGGCGCCCCAGGUGCUGGCACCGCGGCCCCAGGAGGUCCGAGCGCGGCGAAACUGGAGCAGUUGCCGUCGGCGAGUUUGUUGAGCGAGGUGCCGCUGCUCGCUUGGUGGUACCUUGCGCACAGAACCGGGCAGAAUCCGAAGUUCUGCAUCGAUCUGUUUCUGGCGGACGCGGUGCAACAAGCUUCCGUGGCCGACGACAAGAGGGAACUGCACUGGGCCGGCGACGAGAGCGUCCGCCACAAUAUUAACCCGUCGAGGAACGAGCGCGAGGCCUUGAGUGAUCGGUUUCGCAACACGCACAAUCAACCGCAGGAAAUAUUCAACAAGUUCCAGCGCGUCGUGCACUGCACGUUGGUGAAGUGCGCCGGCGGGCUGGGGUUGAAUUUGGAGGCCGCCGCGCUGCAGACAGAAGACCUGCUCUUUGCCGAGGAGUGCUACGAAAUUCAAGAACGAUAUCUGCUUCUAGCAGAAGCCGUCUGUCGGACGCUCGCGCACGUGCUCGCUGCGGUUUCGUUUCUGCCGAAGUACCAGUCGGAAGACUUGUGGAAGUCGCUGUUUCUGCUCACGUCUCGGUUGUGCGGUGGAAAUUUCUUCCAGGUCCACGGUGUAAGGCGCUCGCCGCUGUACCGCGCUGCUUCGCGCGCAGUCGGGGCCCUGACGCAAGUGUUCCACGCCUGGGCCCGCAACUUCGUGCGGCUUUCCGCCGUGGGCGUGCACAAUCUCCUCCCCCGCACCAUCGAGUUCGCCACUUCCCUGCCGCAGAACUACACGGCGGGGCUCUUGGUGUUUGUCACCCUGGGUGCCUGUGAGAAGGAGCUGUUCGGCACCACGAAGCUGCGGUACCUGGAGCUGGACCUGGUGCUGGAUGGCCCGGCGAACACGCCGCAUCUGGCGGCCGCGGCCUGCCGCCCGGUUGCGGAUCGACUGCGAACCGUGUGGAAGAUGGAGAACGUCUCGCAGCUCCGCGAGACCGAGCCGUUUGUCGAGGACGCGGAGAUCGUGAAAAGGGGAAAGAACGACAAAAAGCUCGUGAACCAAGACCUCGUGAAGCACCUCAGUACGCCGACCGGGCUCUCCUUUCGGACCGACAUCGACCCCGUCCUCAAUCGCGUGCCGCACGUCUUCUGCAGCCCGGCGCCUUUCGCCAAUGGCAGCAGGAGCUCCUUCAACACUGCUGCGAACGGAGGUUUCGUGCAGGCCGGCAGCCGCGGUGGCCGGAGUACAACUAGGGAUCAUCUCACGACCACUCGUCAGGUGGACCUGAACGGCGACGCUCUGUUUCCGCACGUGUCGAUUUCCCAACCGGCACAGGAGCGGUCGCUGCUGAACUGCGUGACCCAGCUCCCCGGCACCGACCGGGUCGAGAUCCCGAUCGGUUUGACCGACGAGAACGAGCAAUCGCGGAGGCGACACACGCGGACCGUACUAGAGGAGGACAAUCGGUUUACGGAGCUGAAUGUGCUGGACUUGUGCGAGAUGAGCUACCAUACCGUGUGCUUGAGCCUGUCGUCCACACCGCUGCUCCACGUACUCGCCGCGCACGCACUCGUCAAGCUCCACCGGGACUGCCACGUCAAGUGGCUCCGGGCCGCCUUGAAGCUGACCACCGACCUCUUGACCGAAGCGGAAAACCGCAUCGGGGAACUACAAGCGGACAAGCCCAAAACCGCGCACGACAAGAACGUGAUCCACGCCUCCUUCAAACGGCCGCUCCAAGCGGUGGGACGGCAGCUGCUGGUACUCGCCCGCUGUGUCGAGUUGUCCGUCGAGGGGGUUUUGCAGCAGGAAGCCGGUCAGAUUCUGGAGGCGGUAGGAGUGCGGCUGCUGCACCUGUGCAACAAGCACGAGGCGCAGGGUCUGGAGCCCCUCGUGGACAUUGUCUUCCGCAUCUUGUUACCGCUGGUGAUGGGUGGGACUUACCGAACGUCCUUAAGCAUGGGACAACUUGAGGAAGAGAAGAUGAAGAUGAACACCGGGGGUGUAUCAACAGCAUUCCAAGGGAGCGUCGACUCGAAGCCCACCACCCUUGCGUUGAGUGACGAGACCGCCCAGAACAUUGCUAUGAUGAACCAACUCCUCAGCGGGAACAGAAACAGCACCGAGGGUGGUGCAAAGCCGCCGAGCAAAGAUUCGAUCGCUUCAGUGCCAAGUGUGGACGGCGCUCUUUCUGGCAGCGGUAAUAGGGUGGACAUGCGGACGCGGAAGCGGUUCUUCUAUAUCGACCCCCAAGUGCCUUCGCUCCCCAGUGUGGCGGUCCGCAGUCUGAGCAAAUCCAUUUGUACGCAGGUGUUCGAGCAAGCCAAAAGUUCGCACGAGCUGGUGGAGAACGGGAUGGCAUUGUUGUUGCGCCUGUACGCUUCGGAACGGUACCUGUUCCCCAUUCUGUACCAGCCCGAUGAACUCGGUACGACGAAACUGCUGUUCUCGCAAGAGGAGCUUUCGCCGACGAAAAAGAAGAACAAAACCACCUACCUCUUGAAUCCCGCCUUCAAGCUAGAUUCGUUCCUCACCAAGUUUGCUUCGGAGGUUGCCGCUGUUUCCUCCGAGACGGAGGAGGGCUUCGCCAGCGUCACGCGCACGGUCCGCGAUCUGGCGGAGUUGUGCGCCCGAACCGCUCGGGACGCGCGCGCCUUUGGGUUCGAGACUUCGCGAGUACUGGGCGCCGCCGCGCCCGCGGCACUCCACGCACUCUUAUCCCCAGAGGCGAACUCCGCGUGGGUGGAUGCGGGAUACCAGCAGCUUGCCAAUAAUUCGGAAGAUACAACUUCAACGUCGACCCAGCACGAUGCUGUGCCGCGCUCCUGGUUUACCACCGAGGCGCCAAAACUGCUGGAGUUCAUCACUGCUUCAUUCCCAGCCGCUGCAGGAGCGCCAACUUCUACCAGCACGCCAUUGCUACUCUCGGAAACGAAUCCAGACGCGGCGUUCGUCGCCGAGAACUACCACCGCGGCGGAAGCUUGACCACACCGCCCCCGGCCAGAAUUUUCGAUAUCAGCGUCACAUCGCCGGACCGGCAGCACGCGUUGCAAGCGCAACACGCCAAGACCGGGGGUCGACAGUUGUGCCAGCAGAUCUUGGCCUCCGUGGAGAAGCUCGAGCUCUCAGAGGAAUGGCAGCGCUUCGCAAUCUUGGAAAAGUCGCUCGCGGGCGAGUCGGAGUGGUAUACUAUAAAACAAUACCUGAAAUGAAAUAGUAUGAUCACUUCCAUUUGCUAGGUGCACCGAUGCAUGAUCGCUAAACGUAGACGCACGUAGGGAUAUUCUGGUCUGUGUCCUUUGACUUUUGCUUAGUUUGUGCCACGCAUGCUGUGGUGACGAAAAUGAUUUUUCCAAUUUGUUGUCUUCAAUCAGGUUAUUCGAUUCCUCGGUGGACCGCCACAAGCAAACAAUGCUGGAGCAGAACCUCGCUGUGAGAAAAAAGCAGCGUAUGAAUGAGGCUUUGGAAUCCCAGCAGGCCGAAGAUUACUGGACGAGCGACGCGCAUUACGGUCAGUACUAUCGGCGCGACAAAACGGCGAAGGCCAAGCAACUCGCGCUCGGGAACCAACACAACUCGGAAAUGAAAGCGCUCGUGGAUGCGCAGUUUAUUGCCAGCUUCAUGGCCAAUCAACAACAACAGCAGCAGGCUCCACCCCCACCGCCAGCAAACCCAGCCGCGGCUGCUGCAGCGGCUCCCCCGUCCGCCACUGCCGGUACUGAUGCUUUGUUCGUUUAUAUUUUCAGCAUUGCUUGUUUAUGAUAUGUUGAGCUUCCGUCUACUAUCGAGUUUCACUUUCGAGUGAUCGAACCGUUUCUGAGUGACAUAAUAGACGUGUCUCUCCUGAAGAAGCAAGCUACACUUCCACAAGUGAGUUUUCUGCUCCAAAAUAAUCACAGCUCCGGCUGCUCCGGAAGCAGUCGUACCCCCCACGACCGCACCUGCGCCGGCUGCGCCCGCGCCCGUGCGCACCUUGGCGGAGGAGUUUCAGGCCAUCGCGGCGAAGGGACCGACGGAGAAACGCGCGGUGAAGGAUCCCAACCGACUGAAAACCGAUCCACGUAUGAAAAGUGUUAUUGCGCAGUAUUUGGACGAAUUCCCGCUGGUAAAAAAGUUUCUCGAAGAAGACUGAGGCCGUUCUCCUGGCUAAAAAGCUCCAACAAGGAAUAAAUUGUCCGCUGAGCGACCACGAACAACAUCCAAGAUUCACGUCUACAUAAGUACCAUAGAGCGCAAGUAGACUCAAUAGAAUCAAUAGAUUUAUCGCACCCUGCUGCUUAACUCGUGCCAGAACAAUGGCAGGGGCCUGAGCUUCUACUUUUGUUCGAUUUCGACCUU
This is a messenger RNA of Amoebophrya sp. A120, 7759 nucleotides long. Lineage: Eukaryota; Dinophyceae; Syndiniales; Amoebophryaceae. The record is from the annotation of a GenBank genome assembly.